AUGCAAGAAAGUAAAUAAGAAGAUAAAUAAUAAAACUUAUUUUUAAAUAUAAAAUAAAAUUAAAAUGAAGAAGAGUUUUAAGAUACGGGUAAAUUCUCUUGUUAUGAAAAUACGUUAUCAUGUUUUGGAUCAAUAGCUGGUUGUUUAGGAAUGUGGCUUCCUUUUCCAUGUUGUUGUUGUCCAAAACCUAUUAUAAAAGUCAAACAAUCAUAUUUUGGCUUAUUAGAAAAGUUCGGUCGUUAUUAAAAAACUUUAACAGCUGGAUUACAUAAAGUAAAUCCUUAUUGUGAAAAAAUAAAAUUAGUAGAUAGUAGGACAUACGUAAAUAUGAAAAUAAAUAUAAAUUAUAAUUACAUAAUAAAGGUCUUAGAUUUAAAAAGAUAGUCAGUUAUGACAAAUGAUAAUAUAUCAGUAAAUAUAGAUUCUGUUAUAUUUUAUAGAAUUUAUGAUCCAAAAAAAGCUAUGUAUAAAUUAUCUGAUAUCAAAGCAUCUAUAGAAGGUUUGUUUUGUUUCUUUUUUUUUUUUAAUAAAAAUAAAUAUUUAAAUAAAGAAUUAACUUAUACUUGCCUUAGAACUAUAUGUGGAGAACAUAGUUUUUAAGAUCUUUUAGAAAAAAGAGAUGUUAUUAAUGAUCAAAUAGAAGCAUUUAUUGAAUAACAAUCAUCAAAUUGGGGAAUUUAUGUUGAAUAGGUAUUCAUUAAAGACAUGCUUCUUUCAAAAGAUUUAAUGAAUUAAAUGUCUUUAGUUCCAAUAAGCUUAAGAAAGGCAGAAACUAAAAUAAUAUCUUCAUAAGCUGAUGUAGAAAGUGCCAAAUUAUUUAGAGAAGCUGCUGAUAUGUUGUCCUCUAAUGCAGCUAUGUAAAUUAGAUAUUUCGAAUUAAUUUAAUAGAUUGCAGAUUAAAAAGGAAAAAGUGUUGUUUUUUUACCUUUAAAAUAAUAAGAAAGUUAAAAUUGAAAAAUUAUAAAUACUA
This is a messenger RNA of Ichthyophthirius multifiliis, 970 nucleotides long. Its product is annotated as stomatin family protein, putative. The record is from RefSeq and is a predicted model, not a curated record. The transcript is spliced from 2 exons. NCBI's taxonomy places the organism in Eukaryota, Ciliophora, Oligohymenophorea, Hymenostomatida. Gene Ontology annotation, cellular component: plasma membrane.